UCUGAGAAGAUGGCGAAGGUCUCAGAGCUUUACGAUGUCACUUGGGAAGAAAUGCGAGAUAAAAUGAGAAAAUGGAGAGAAGAAAACUCACGAAACAGUGAGCAAAUUGUGGAAGUUGGAGAGGAAUUAAUUAAUGAAUAUGCUUCUAAGCUUGGAGAUGAUAUUUGGAUCAUAUAUGAGCAAGUGAUGAUUGCAGCCCUAGACUAUGGUCGAGAUGACUUGGCAUUGUUUUGUCUUCAGGAGUUAAGAAGACAGUUCCCUGGCAGUCACAGAGUCAAGAGACUAACUGGCAUGAGAUUUGAAGCCAUGGAAAGAUAUGAUGAUGCUAUACAACUAUAUGAUAGAAUUUUACAAGAAGAUCCAACUAACACUGCUGCAAGAAAGCGUAAGAUUGCCAUUCGAAAAGCCCAGGGGGAAAAUGUGGAGGCCAUUCGGGAACUGAAUGAGUAUCUGGAACAAUUUGUUGGGGACCAAGAAGCUUGGCAUGAACUUGCAGAACUUUAUAUCAAUGAACAUGACUAUGCUAAAGCAGCCUUUUGUUUAGAGGAGCUAAUGAUGACUAAUCCACACAACCACUUACACUGUCAGCAGUAUGCUGAAGUUAAAUAUACCCAAGGUGGACUUGAAAACCUCGAACUUUCAAGAAAGUAUUUUGCUCAGGCACUGAAACUGAACAACAGAAAUAUGAGAGCUUUGUUUGGGCUGCAUAUUGCUUCUAAUCCAAAAGCAAGUGCAAAAACAAAAAAGGACAACAUGAAAUAUGCUAGUUGAGCAGCUAGUCAAAUAAACAGAGCUUAUCAGUUUGCAGGUCGAAGUAAGAAGGAAACCAAAUACUCUCUUAAGGCAGUGGAAGACAUGUUGGAAACACUGCAGAUCACCCAGUCUUAA
Neomonachus schauinslandi (Hawaiian monk seal) is the source of this 888-nucleotide messenger RNA. RefSeq names its product ER membrane protein complex subunit 2-like. Gene Ontology annotation, molecular function: protein binding. Gene Ontology annotation, biological process: protein folding in endoplasmic reticulum. Gene Ontology annotation, cellular component: EMC complex. NCBI's taxonomy places the organism in Eukaryota, Metazoa, Chordata, Mammalia, Carnivora, Phocidae. The record is from RefSeq and is a predicted model, not a curated record.